GCCCUGAGAAAAGUUAUGCAUGGAAAAAAACUAGACUACACUGGGUUGAUUGGUUUCCAUUUAUUUUCAUACAGAAAGGAGCUCCAGAAGGCCUUGUUGCGCUACACUGCAGACACCCUCAUCCACAUCCACACGGUGAGAGGAUUCUGUGAGAGGGUCCCUAAAUGGAUGCUAGGGAGGGAGUCAGAGUUAAACAUGAUGAUGGACAUCAAGGACAGGGCUGACGGCAUCGACCUAAACAUCAGCCAUGUUAGCCAGUCAGAGAAUAAAGGAGAAGCCUUUCUUGAGUACAUGAAGAGCAAGGUGACACAGGUGACCGCAAAGAGCAGGUUGGAAGAGCUGGAGAAGGAGCUGGCUGCUGUGCUGAAGGACACUCUGAUGGAACUGGAGAAGCUCCACUGUUUCCUGGAUGCGGUAGAGAAGCUGGCAGUCACCUCACUUCAUGUGUUCGUGGAGGGGAGGCAGGUGGUGUUACACCUGCCAGAGGGGGUCGGCCUCGAUCAUGUUCAGGUGGUGAUCGCUGCUGCACGGCUGGUCUGCCCUCUGCUCGUUGAGUUUAAAAGAGAUGAAAUGGUCUUCUUCCAGCCCAAACUGCAGAAUGUGGAAGUGCUAGCGUAUCAGCUGGACAAAUACAUCCAGACCACCCAGAGGAUCUGUGGACUGUUGGAGAAAAGCACUUUCAGUGACUUCGACCUGAACAUGAUCAAGAAAUCUGCAGUAGACCUGGAUUUGGAUUUAUCAGAAGACGACAUGGAGAGGAUGCUCUAUCACAUCAAUCAACUGGAUGAUAUCAGGAUGAACCAGCACUUCUCUUUGGUGUACUUGUUUCAUGACUUUGGCUUCCUCGACGAGUUCAGAGAUUGUCAACCUCGCCUGCUGCAGUCUCUAGAUGGACUGGAGGAGAUUGCUGUUCAGUUCGACUCCAUGAAUAAGGGGGCAAAGAUCUCCAGUGUGGUGGGCAGCUCAGUGGGGGCGGUUGGAGGCGUGCUUUCCAUCAUUGGUUUAGCAUUGAUUCCUGUAACAGCUGGAGUGUCUCUGGGUCUUACCAUGACUGGGAUAGGGCUUAGUGUCACCAGCGGGGUCAAUGGCCUUGUCACUACGGCGACAGAGUUAGGAGUAAACAGUACACAACAAAAGAAAGCCACUGAGGUCUUCGAGGGGCUCAUGAAGGAUUUGCAGAGUCUCCAGGAUUGUCUGAAGAAAGUCAGCAAUCAAACUGUCGCCAGAAUGGAAGCAAGUCAGGUAGAUGUAGCCUUGGGAGUGAGCAGGGUGCUUGUCAAAGGUGGUUUCAUUGCAAGAGGUGUUGAUUCACUUGUUGAUACUGCCUCUGCUUUUAAAAUGUUAAAAAAUGAGGAGCUGGUUGUAAGUGCUGGUAAGGUGUUGGCUGAGGAAGGUCAAGCUUUACGGAACGUGCCAAAGGUGGCCGCAGACAUCCCAGAUAUCGGACAGGCAGCAAUCAAAGGGCCUCUGGCCCUCACCAAGUCCGCCAGAGCCGGUCUCAUCGGGCUGAAUGCUUUUUUUCUCGGCAUGGAUGUCUUCUUCAUCUGUAAAGACAGCAUCAGUCUGUCCAAAGGCAGCGAGACCGAAGCCUCACAGUUCAUCAGAGCCAGAGCGGCACUCUGGCGCUCAGAGAUCGACGCCUGGCAGAAAAUCUACGACUCCCUGAUAGAAGGUCUGCAGAAAUCAGAGAAAAACAAAGCUAUCCUGGAAACGCCAUUUCAUCCGGAGUUGGAGAGUGAGCUGAAGAUGGAGAUGGAGAUGGAGAUGAAGAAACAAAAACAAACGGAAAUGGAAAUUCCCCCUGAUGAAGAGAAUGAAAACAUGGAAAAGGAAGGAAAAAAUUGUGUAAUACAGUAGUCUUCAGGUAUGAUUGGCCUUUUUUCUUUUUUUUUAGCAACUUGAGCAAUAAGAUUUGAUAUUAAUUUAAUGUAUGAUCCAACAAAGAAAUGAUAAUUGCACUUUGCUUAAAGAUUACUGUUCAGGCUCAAACAUUGUUAAACUGAAGACUUGAUGAAUGUAUGUAAUUAUUAUGACAUUAAGCAACUUUCAGUGCCACUUUUAUUCUCGGGAAUGAUGUAUUUUCUUUUAACCUUUUGCUGAGCCAGAUUCAUUUUCAAAUUGAAUUUGUUUUUGGAAGGCAUCUUGCAACCCCCCUCACAGUGUACCCCUCCGUGUUUCCCGACCCCCUCUUUGUGAACCCCUGGUAUAAGCCGCAAUUCAUCUUUGAAAAAGCAAUUGAUGUGUGGAAAAAAAGUUGGUUGAUAUUGCAGACUACUUUUUAAUAUGACUAACAAUUACUAUGACAUUCGGUGGUGGAGGAAAAAAAAACAAAAAAACAUUCAAAUUGACAUAACUUAAUACAUUUAUGAGAACAGAGGCCGCUCAUGCAGCAUCUUCUCCUUGGAUAGGAGGGAGACUGUUAGUGUCAACAUGGUAUAAAGGAAUAAACUCUCUUUUUUUAGACCAGGAAAGGAGAAAGACUCUUGUGACAGGUGCAGGGAAACUCGUGUGAGUCUGUCUGCACAUGCUCAUGAAUAUGUAUUUAAACUUAUUCUCACACACACACACACAUUAUUGAAAGUACAACAGCAGAAGAAAUUGUGGGCGGGUUCUGAAACCCACUGGAACGCCUUCAUUCUCUGCUCAGAGGAAUAAAUACCACUACAUGCAACAGAAAGACUUUUUUACUCGUUUUGAUCAUUUUGGUGUAGCUCUGCGAAAGACCUGGGGCAGUCUGUGGAUCUCAGCUGAGGAUGCCCAUCUUUCUAUGAAGACUAGACAGUUGUCUGUAGGAGAAAUCAAUACAGUUGAAUUGUCUCUCCAAAGGGAACUUGAAUAAAUGGGCCCUUAGCGCUUAAAUGUGUGGGCUCAUUAAAGGUGAAGUUAUACUCAUAAUUGAUAUCCUGUGAUCAUAUAACCAUUUCAUGUUUUUGUAAACCUAAUUUUUGAAUAAAAAAAGAAUCCCUGAGAACUCCA
Labrus bergylta (ballan wrasse) is the source of this 2976-nucleotide messenger RNA. Its product is annotated as apolipoprotein L5-like. Gene Ontology annotation, cellular component: membrane; extracellular region. Gene Ontology annotation, molecular function: lipid binding. Lineage: Eukaryota; Metazoa; Chordata; Actinopteri; Labriformes; Labridae. The record is from RefSeq and is a predicted model, not a curated record. Gene Ontology annotation, biological process: lipoprotein metabolic process; lipid transport.